Molecule: messenger RNA, 1636 nt
Organism: Leopardus geoffroyi (Geoffroy's cat)
Lineage: Eukaryota; Metazoa; Chordata; Mammalia; Carnivora; Felidae
Gene: CRLF1
Product: cytokine receptor like factor 1
Exons: 9
Coding region: 47-1312 (421 amino acids)
Biological process (GO): cytokine-mediated signaling pathway
Cellular component (GO): external side of plasma membrane
Molecular function (GO): protein binding; cytokine receptor activity
Source: RefSeq, a predicted model, not a curated record
CGCCGCCCGCCGCCUCCUGCCGCGCGCCCCCGGCAGCGCCGGCCCCAUGCCCGCCGGCCGCCCGGGCCCCGCCGCCCAAUCCGCGCGGCGGCCGCCGCCGCUGCUGCCCCUACUGCUACUCUGCGUCCUCGGGGCGCCGAGAGCCGGAUCAGGAGCCCACACGGCUGUCAUCAGCCCCCAGGACCCCACGCUCCUCAUCGGCUCCUCCCUGCAGGCCACAUGCUCAGUGCACGGGGACCCGUCAGGCGCCACAGCUGAGGGCCUCUACUGGACCCUCAACGGACGCCGCCUAGCCCCCGAGCUUUCCCGUGUGCUCAACGCCUCCACCCUGGCCCUCGCCCUGGCCAACCUCAACGGAUCCAGGCAGCAGUCAGGCGACAACCUCGUGUGCCACGCUCGUGACGGCAGCAUCCUGGCUGGCUCCUGUCUCUAUGUUGGCUUGCCCCCAGAGAAACCCUUCAACAUCAGCUGCUGGUCCAAGAACAUGAAGGACCUGACAUGCCGCUGGACGCCGGGAGCCCAUGGGGAAACCUUCCUCCACACCAACUACUCUCUCAAGUACAAGCUGAGGUGGUACGGGCAGGACAACACGUGUGAGGAGUACCACACGGUAGGACCUCAUUCCUGCCACAUCCCCAAGGACCUGGCUCUCUUUACGCCCUAUGAGAUCUGGGUAGAGGCCACCAACCGGCUGGGCUCGGCCCGCUCCGAUGUGCUCACCCUGGACAUCCUGGAUGUGGUGACCACCGACCCCCCACCCGAUGUGCACGUGAGCCGAGUUGGGGGCCUGGAGGACCAGCUGAGCGUACGCUGGGUUUCCCCGCCGGCCCUCAAGGACUUCCUCUUCCAAGCCAAGUACCAAAUCCGCUACCGAGUGGAGGACAGCGUGGAUUGGAAGGUGGUGGACGAUGUGAGCAACCAGACCUCCUGCCGCCUGGCCGGCCUGAAGCCAGGCACAGUCUACUUCGUGCAAGUGCGCUGCAAUCCGUUUGGCAUCUACGGCUCCAAGAAGGCAGGGAUCUGGAGCGAGUGGAGCCACCCCACGGCCGCCUCCACCCCUCGCAGUGAGCGCCCGGGCCCGGGCGGCGGGGCGUGCGAGCCGCGGGGCGGCGAGCCGAGCUCGGGGCCGGUGCGGCGCGAGCUCAAGCAGUUCCUGGGCUGGCUCAAGAAGCACGCGUACUGCUCGAACCUGAGCUUCCGCCUCUACGACCAGUGGCGAGCCUGGAUGCAGAAGUCACACAAGACCCGCAACCAGGACGAGGGGAUCCUGCCCUCGGGCAGACGGGGCACGACGAGAGGUCCUGCCAGAUAAGCUCUAGGGACUGGGGCCACCCUCCCUGCUGCGUGGAGACCUGGGGGCUGCACCCAGACUGGGGGCUAACUCUGUACCCUCACCUCAGGGCACCGAGCACCCUCAGCAGGAGCUGGGGUGGGUGUUCUGAGGGUCACAACAUCCUUGACCUCCAUGUGAGGCCACUCUUGGGUGCAACUCCAGUGGGGGUGUGUGUGAGGAUUGGCUAAGCUGCCCAGAACCCCUGCCAGGGCUGGGGGUGAAGAGGGGUCAUUAUUCCCCCACCCCCACCUCAUCCAGGACCCCUGCAAAGAAUCUUUUUAAAUAAACAAGCUAUUUAGGUGC